AUGGAUUGUGAACUCAUUUUAAAAGAUUCCGGACGUAAACUAGUCUCCCGUUCGGAUGUCCGGGUGGAGACUGCCUUGAGUAAAACAAAACAAAACUAUAAAAGAGUAGGUACAUGGAAUGUAAGAUCCUUGGGAAGAAGCGGAAAGUUUNAUGUAAGAUCCUUGAGAAGAAGCGGAAAGUUUGAAAAUUUAAAACUAGAAAUGAGAAGACUAAAUAUUGACAUUAUAGGGAUAAGUGAAGUAAGAUGGCCAGAUCCCGGUGAUUUUUGGAGUGAUGAGUACAGAUUCAUUCAUACAGGCUCGGAAAAUGGACAUACUGGGGUAGGCAUCAUCAUGAAUAAACAAUGUGGAGAAAGUGUGAUCAGCUACUAUCAAUGUAUUGAUAGGAUCAUCAUGGUUAAAAUUAAUACCAAACCUGCUAUUACAACGAUUAUCCAAAUAUACAUGCCAACAUCAUCACACAAUGACGAAGAAGUCGAAGAAACUUAUGAUAAAAUAGAUGGAAUAAUGGCGAUGACUAAAGCAGGGGAGAAUGUUAUAAUCCUGGGCGACUGGAAUGCAGCAGUAGGCGAAGGGAAAGAAAGUAACAUAACGGGUAGUUAUGGCUUGGGAACCAGAAAUGAGAGAGGGGAACGACUAAUACAGUUCUGUACACAACCCAAAUUGACAAUUGCAAACACUUUUUUCCAACACCAUAAAUGA
Daktulosphaira vitifoliae (grape phylloxera) is the source of this 702-nucleotide messenger RNA. RefSeq names its product craniofacial development protein 2-like. The record is from RefSeq and is a predicted model, not a curated record. The coding region runs from base 1 to 702 and encodes 233 amino acids. Gene Ontology annotation, biological process: chromatin remodeling. The transcript has a single exon. Gene Ontology annotation, molecular function: catalytic activity. Gene Ontology annotation, cellular component: nucleus. Lineage: Eukaryota; Metazoa; Arthropoda; Insecta; Hemiptera; Phylloxeridae.